CCCGUCCGUCCUGCCGCCUUGUCUUGUCGCUCCUUCUCUUCUCUCGACUUGCUCCGUCCUCGACUUGACCUGACUUGACUUGUCCUGGCCUUGACCUUUCCUUCUCAUAAAUCCUUCACCUUCCACUUUAUCUUCACCUCUCCUCUCCUCUUCUCCUCUCUUCUUCUUCUUCCUGCUCUUCCUUCUCCCCGACUCUAUCGGUCGAUCCCUCACACCGAUCGUGAUUCUCAUACAACAACUCUCGGACAAAAGCCAAUUAGAUCUACUCCCCUUGUUUCUAUCUGUGGCUUCUCGUCUUCGUGUCCAAACUCCCCAGUUUCCCCUCCACAAAUUCCGCCACUUGCGCCAGAUUGUCCGUCUAGGUCAUCCGUCCGAGUUGCGCGAGGUCAAGGCCAAGCGAGUAGUUGCAAUUUCGAGGCCGAAAUAGUGUAUAUCCUCGGGUGCAGCUUGUCUUUGCUCUGUCUUUUCCCCGUCUCCUCUGCACACCUCACUCUUCAAUAUCCUCUACUCGCAUCACACGUACCGUCGCAUCAUGUCGUCGCAUCCGUCGCUCAAGGCGACCUUCGCCAGCCGGUCUGAGACGGCCACUCAUCCUCUCAACCGACACCUCUUCAAGCUCAUGGACCUCAAGGCCUCGAAUCUCUGCCUCAGCGCCGAUGUCGCAACCGCCCGCGAGCUCCUCUACUUUGCCGACAAGAUUGGCCCCUCCAUCGUCGUCCUCAAGACUCAUCAUGACAUGGUCUCCGGUUGGGACUUUGACCCCAAGACGGGAACCGGCGCGAGGCUCGCCGCUCUGGCUCGCAAGCACGGUUUCCUUAUCUUUGAGGAUCGCAAGUUUGGCGACAUUGGUAACACGGUCGAGCUGCAAUACACCAGCGGUGCCGCGCGCAUCAUCGAGUGGGCGCACAUCGUCAACGUCAACAUGGUCCCCGGUAAGGCUUCAGUCACUUCCUUGUCCAACGCUGCCGCCAGAUGGCUCGAGCGAUACCACUACGAGGUCAAGACGUCGAUCAGCAUCGGAACUCCCACGGCUAGCCAGUUGGACGAGGACAGCGAACGCUCAGAUGCCGAGAACCAAAAUGACCACCCGGAACCGCCUCGAGCCGACAACGGUCGUAAGGGUAGUAUCGUCUCGACCACGACGGUCACGCAGCAGUACGAGUCGGCCGAUUCACCACGUCUUGUCAAGACGAUCCCCGAAGGCGACGAGGCAGUAUUUCCCGGUAUCGAGGAGGCGCCGAUCGAGAGGGGUCUGCUUAUCCUGGCACAAAUGUCCAGCCAGGGCAACUUUAUGAACAAGGAGUACACGCAAGCCUGCGUCGAGGCCGCAAGGGAACACAAGAGCUUUGUCAUAGGAUUCGUCUCACAGGAAUGUCUCAACUCACAACCCGACGAUGCCUUCAUUCACAUGACACCUGGCUGCCAACUGCCCCCCGAGGGUGAGGACGAGAACGCCGCCAUCAAGGGAGACGGCAAGGGUCAGCAGUACAAUACGCCACAGAAGAUCAUCGGCGUUGCCGGUGCCGACAUUGCUAUUGUCGGUCGGGGCAUCAUCAAGGCCAACGACCCCGAGGGAGAAGCUGAGCGAUACCGAUCGGCAGCCUGGAAGGCUUACACGGAACGGGUUCGUUGAAGACGGAGCUGGAGGCGGAUUUGACGCGGGCAUGGGUCAUUAUGGAAGAAGGGAUGAGCAUCUCAGAGGUUGGCGAACUAUUAAGCGGGAAUUGCAAUAUCAAUAUCAUCAUGACUGUACUGGAGCAACUGCGGAAGUAUUUACAUAGUAGUCGCUUUCAAUGGAGAACAAUGAGCCCUGGCUAGGGACGAUACGAUAUCCAAG
This is a messenger RNA of Fusarium vanettenii 77-13-4, 1837 nucleotides long. RefSeq lists its product as uncharacterized. Gene Ontology annotation, biological process: 'de novo' pyrimidine nucleobase biosynthetic process; 'de novo' UMP biosynthetic process. Gene Ontology annotation, cellular component: cytosol. The record is from RefSeq and is a predicted model, not a curated record. Lineage: Eukaryota; Fungi; Ascomycota; Sordariomycetes; Hypocreales; Nectriaceae. Bases 533 to 1633 code for a protein of 366 amino acids. Gene Ontology annotation, molecular function: orotidine-5'-phosphate decarboxylase activity. The transcript has a single exon.